Thrips palmi is the source of this 5377-nucleotide messenger RNA. RefSeq lists its product as uncharacterized. NCBI's taxonomy places the organism in Eukaryota, Metazoa, Arthropoda, Insecta, Thysanoptera, Thripidae. Gene Ontology annotation, biological process: imaginal disc-derived wing hair organization. The record is from RefSeq and is a predicted model, not a curated record. Gene Ontology annotation, cellular component: cell cortex.
AUGUGCGGGACCGGCCUCGCGGGGCAGCCCCCUGCCCCGCCCAGCUACGUCAUCACCCGACACCUGGAGGGCGACGUCUACACUACGGCAGCGGGGCAGCGCUGCCCCGGGCAGUGCGGGUCGGGGAGCGGCGGCACCGCGCUGGACGUGGCGGGCUCGGACUGCUCCUGCCAGUGCCUGCCCAGCCUGCCCAUCUUCCGGGACGACCUGCACGUCUGCGUCGACGACAUCCACGAAUGCAGCCUGGUUCCGUUUGUCAGCGGCUCCGCGUCGCAGACGGUGCCGUUCGUCUUCCUGCCCCUCAAGGGCCAGAUCAUCUUCCCCAGCGCCGAGAUCCAGUUCCCCGGCAACAGCACCCCGAUCUGCGUGGUGUCCGGGGCGCGGUUCCUGGCCAAGGCGGGCUGGGUGGACAUGCGCAACCACUCCGACACCGAGCCGCCCCUGCGACUGCUGCGUGACAACGGCAGGAGCUACUUGCAGUGGCUGGGCGAGGCUGCGCUGCGCCGCUCCAUGGAGGGCCGCCUGCUGCUGGUGCAGCUCAUGUGCAAGGAGGAGCAGUCCUUCUUCACGCCCUGCGUGGGGCUGCGCGUCGCCGGGACGCCGAACAGCUUCAGCGGCGUCAAGGAGGUGUCCUUCUCCCCCGUGAGUGGCGGCGGCAGCGGCGGCGCCACGUCGGAGUCCUGGGGCUCCGGCGCGCUGGGGGCGGGCUGGCUGGUCGGCGCGUCCGGCGGCCUGCUCGGCCUCGCCUACGUCCUGGCCGCGCUCGUCUACAUGCGGACGCGGCGCAGGAAGAACUGCAAGAAGCGGGAGCGGCAGCUGGCCGGCGUGGCGGCGUCCAGGAUGGAGGAAGGCAGUGGACGCGACAACGGCGCCUACCUGGCCAGCAGCUCGGCCUCGUCGUCCUGCUGCUCGGACUCGGAGGGCGAGACGCCGGCCUCGGACAGCGGCCUCAGCCACGGCGACAGGCAGCGCCGCGGCCACACCGACCUCGCCCCGCACGGCCUCGUGUCCGUGGUGGUGCACGGCAGCCCCAGCAGCCUCGCGCACUCCGACCACUACCUCGUGCAGGACCCGGCGGGGAUCGAACGCCUCCCCGAGGAGGACGUCUCCAUCGUGGAGACCCUGGACGUGGAGCGGCCCGACGCGGUGCGCGCCAUGGCGGGGCCUCCGCGGAGGAAGCUGUACUUCAACCCGGCGUACUUCGACCCGGAGCUGCUCGUGGCGCCUCCGCCCGCCGCGCUGGAGUUCCUGUCCAAGAUCAGGGAGGUCAUCAGCCUGGCCAAGCACAAGAUGGCGGCCAAGCGCUUCGCGCCCAGCCUGCUGCAGAUCCCCGAGGAGGAGUCCUCGACGUCGUCGACGACGUCGCAGCCACGACUCGCGGCGCCGCCGGGCGUCACCAGGACCCCGCGGCCCGCGUCGCCGCCAGCGCCGCCGCCCGCGCCGAGCAGCCGGUCCUGCCCCGGGUGCCCCGGGUGCACGGCGUCGCAGCUGCCCCCGCCGCUGGCGCCCCUCCCCUCCCCGCCCCUGCCGCUGGGCUGCAACGUGUGCGCCAGCGGGCCGCACUCCAAGCAGCAGCACAUCCGGAAGUGGCUCGAGGAGGUGCGCGCGCCGCGGAACGGCGAGCUGGACGACUCGGGGUCCGUCAAGAGCGAGGGCUCCGUGUACGGCCCCGUCACCCCGCUGCGGCCGAUGCAACGCCCCGGCGGCGGCAGCUUCCGCCAGAGCUCCUCCAACCAGGGCGUCGCGGCGGCGGGCGGCGCCGCGGGCGGCGCCGCGGGCGCGUCCGGACGCCGGAAGUCGGCGCCGAGGACGCCCGCCAAGCUCAUGCUGGAGAACAUGCGCGCCGCGCGCGCGCUCGAGGCGGACCCCGUCAAGGGGUUGCCGCCCAGAGUGCCGCUCCGCGUGCCGAAGCCCCCCGUCCACAACAACGACCUCAACAACAACAAGCACGACGACCCGGCGCCCAGCAGGGUCAUGGCCGAGGACAACAGCUUCCGAAGCCGCGCCGGCAGCGUGAAGGCUGUCAGCAGCAACAACAGCAAGGACGAGGGCGCGUUCAGAAACAGGAGCGGAAGCGUCAGCAACGGCGUCAGCAACAACAACAAGGACGAAGGCGCGUUCAGAAGCAGGAGCGGAAGCGUCAGCAACGGCGUCAGCAACAACAACAAGGACGAAGGUGCGUUCAGGAGCAGGAGCGGAAGCGUCAGCAACAACAACAACAAGGACGAAGGCGCGUUCAGAAGCAGAAGCGGAAGCGUCAGCAACGGCGUCAACAACGGCGUCAGCAACAACAAAAUUCAGAACGCCGAGGACGCACCAGUCAACCGAGUCAGAAGCAACAGCGUGAGCAAUAGCAUCAAUGUUAGCAUUAAGAAUAAGUUAAGUGAUACCAGUGUAGCCAACAGCGCGGGCAACGGCGUGAACGGCGUUAGCAAUAAGGACACCAGUGCCGAGCCCAACCAGUUCCGAGUCCGAAGCAGCAGCAUCAGCGCCAUGAACGAGACGAACGCGGCGCGGACCAGGGUGGCCAACGGGCGGCCGGCGGACGGGAGCUUCCGAGGCGGCAGCGGCGGCAGCGCUACCAACCGCAUCCACGUGUCCGCGGAGGACGCCAUCGUGCGGCGCAACGCGAUGCACUCGCCGCCGCCGCCGCCCCCGACGUCCGCCCCCGCGCCGCCGCCGGGGCUGGUCGCGCAGCAGAAGGAGGCCAUCGCCAGGAAGCUGAGCGUGACCGCCCCGCCGCCCCCAGCGGCAGCGCCGCCGUCGCGGAGUCGGACCACGGCGCCGUCGCCGCCGCCGCCCCCCCCGCCCCCGCCGGACAAGCCGGAGGUGCCGAAGAUGCUGAUGGACGCCGUCAUCAAGGAGCUGGUGGUGCAGCGCGGCCUGGAGACGGUGGCGCCCAAGUCGCUGCCCGCCAUGCCCGCCGUGCCCGACGCCGCCAAGGCCUCCCCGCCGCACAGCGCCCCGCACAGCGCCCCGCAGACCGGCCGCCAGCCGCACAGCCUGGGCGCGUCCACGCCCUCCGAGUACGGCGACGUGCCCAUGACCCCUGUGGCCACGCACCGCGCCAUCACCAGCGGGCUGCAGCGCCUGCAGCAGAAGCCCGCCGCCCCCGCGGCCCCCGCCGAGGACGACAACGAGUACGAGAUCAUCGUGCUGAGCCCGGAACCCCCCAUCGUCAUGAACGGCGACGUGGUCAUGAAGCACGACCAGAAGGACAAGCCAAAGCAACAGCCCUUCAGCCUCCCCAACUUCCUGACCAACAGCGAGGGCUACAGCCUGGUCAGCGAGGUCUACGUCAACGACAACUAUAGCUUCAGCAGCAGCGGCGGCGCCUCGCCGUCGCCGAGCCACUCGUCCACGUCGGCGUCCUCGGAGAACAACAUCAAGUACUCGGACAAGCAGCCGGGCCACCUGACCAUCCAGGUGGACGACUCCCCGGACAACAAGAGGCACACGCCCGAGGCGGACAACUUCGAGCCGGACACGCUGGACCGCAAGUCCGUGACCAAGGUGCGCGCGCACCGCCUGGGCUCGGCCAGCUCGGGGGCGUCGGACCCGCUCCACGACGCGUACCUGGACUCGCUGGAGCGGCCCGGCGGCGCCAUCCUGCUGCGGACGGCGGGGAGCUUCCGGUCCGCGGAGCCGCCGCCGCUGCCCAUGCUGCAGCAGCAGCAGCACCUGCCGGCCUGCGCCAGCCACGCCCUCGGCCACGCCGCCCAGCAGCCCUCGCCGUUCAACCGCAUGUUCGGCUCGCUGCGGGAGAUCUACGAGUCGCGGGCGCGGUGCCGCGCGCUGGACUCGCUGCCCGUCUGCACGCAGAGCCUCCACGGCAGCCUCCACGGCAGCCUCCACGGCAGCCUCCACGGCAGCCUCCACGGCGGCAGCCAGUACUCGGACACCGACUGCACGUCGGUGGCGUCGUCGCGGCGGUCCGUGCGGUCGGCGCACACCACGGCGUCGUCGACGCGCGCGUCCAAGCAGCGGCGACAGCGCUUCCCGUCGCCGCCACCCUCGCGGGGCGCGAGCAAGUCCAACGGCAAGCGGAGCUCCCGCAAGGCCAAGACCAGCAACGGCUUGGAGACGCGCGCGCCGCCACGGCCACCGCCGCUGCGGCCGCCCAAGCCCAAGCCGCCGGCCGCGCCGCCGCAGGCGCUGUACCAGGAGCCGCCGCCGCCGCGCCCCGUCAACGAGCGUGAGGCCAGCCCCGCGGACCGGCCGGACCGGCCCCCGCUGCCGCCGCGGAACCCCAAGCCCGCGCUGCCCCCGAAGCAGAGCUCUGGCGGGGGCGGCAAGCGCCAGGCGGCAGGCAACCCCGCGCACCGGCCCCUGCCCCCGCUGCCCCCGCUACCCCCGCUGCCGCCGCGCGGGCCGCGCGCCGCGGAGCAAGACACGGACGCCAUGUCCGUGGCGUCGGCGGACAGCCUCAACUCGUCGGACUACGAGGCGUUCUACUCCAUGCCCCUGUCCGCGCCCAGCCCGCCGCCGCCCUCCGUCAAGGGCCAGUUCAUCCUGCAGGCCAACCGGCCGUCCGUGUCGGCGGCGUCCUCGCCGGUGUCGCGUCGCAGACACCGCGACCGCGACCGCGACCGGGACCUGUCGGACGCCGGCUCGGAGAAGGCCGUGUCCUUCAGCGGCACCACCUUCCUGCAGGAGACGCAGCUGCUGGCGGGGUCGCGCGCGCGCGCGGGCAAGGACCUGGUGCGCCACCUCCGCGACAAGCGGGGCUCGGACUCGGUCAAGAAGUCCUGGCGCAAGGUGGUGGACCGCGACCAGCGGGACCACGGCGGGCACUCGCCGGGCAUCCCCAUCCUGUUCCCGCCCAUGCUGCCCCACAAGCCGGAGGACUCCGGGUACCUGAGCACGGACUCGAACGAGUCCAAGCGGCGCGUGAGCCUGGGCCACGGCCACGGACAGAGCCUCAACGGCCUGCACAAGGGCCAGAGCCAGGGCAGCCUGUCCGAGACGGAUGAGUCCCUCUGCGACGGCGCCUCCGAGUCCGGCGGCGAGAGCGUCGCCACGGACUCCUUCUUCUUCGGCAGCUUCCGCGGCGGGCCCGCCUCCUCCGCCCCCGGGGGCGGCUCCUCCGCGGACCGGAGGCGGAGCGGGGGCGGCGGCCACGCCGGCGGCAGCAGGAGGGGCAGUGUGGUGUUAGUGUCGCAGUGACAAACAGACUGAAGCGUGGAUCGACUUCUCGAUCGAAGAAUAUCGACGUGCCUGUCGAUAAUGUUCAAAUGAUUGAUUGAUUUAUCAAUUUAUUGAUCGACUUAUCAAUUGAUUGAUUAACCGAUUGAUUAAUUGAUGACAAUCAAACCCGGUGCUCAUAAUAAAUAAAUAAAUCUAUUUAUAGUGAAUAAAUGUAUUUAUGUCUCGUGAA